This is a messenger RNA of Phascolarctos cinereus (koala), 1560 nucleotides long. The record is from RefSeq and is a predicted model, not a curated record. Lineage: Eukaryota; Metazoa; Chordata; Mammalia; Diprotodontia; Phascolarctidae.
CUGAGCUCCAGAGCUUCUCCUGCCUGCCUGUGCCUUCAGCGCUUGAACAGAGAAAGCAGCAAAGUUGGCUGUAAACUUGGUUUGCCCUGCCUGGACUGUUCCACUUGGCAGCAGCAGAUUUCUGUAGCCUAAGAGGCAUUUGCUUCCAGCAAAGAGGACGGUGAGAACAGUGAGAGACCUGGAAACAAAAAGAUGGCUUUCUGAACCCGCUGCCUCCCCACCUUCAUCCUUACCCACCAGGCAGUGCCCUGGUGCCUGGGCUGGGGCAAUCUGCUUGGCCAUCCCCCUAACAAUUUCCCCACUGGUUCACCCAGGCCGGGGAUGGCAAUCUGACAUUCCAUCCGGUUCUUCAUUUUCUACUGCCUUCGUGCCAUCUGCCUCCGAGUCAGGAGCUGGCCCAUCCAGGGAGCCAGGCAGCCAUGGAAAGCAACACUGAGCCCCAGUUUCCAAAGACUUUGGAACCCAGCAUUGUCCUGCCCCUGGACUCACAGGAGACAGAGAAACUCCUCACCAAGACUGAGGACAAAGAUGACAAGGCUAUGAAGGCAUCCAAGUCCUUCUCAGGGGCCAUGGAAAUGGAGCAGAAUGGUCACAGUCUACCAUACAAAUCAGUGUCUGAGGGGCACCUGGAGGCCACCCCUCAUUCUCCUUCCAGGGUCAGCUCACGGAGGGCAUCCUCCAUUGCUACCACCUCCAAUGCCCAAGACCAGGAGAUGCCAAAGGAUUACCUCAUCUUGGCCAUCCUCACUUGUUUUUGCCCUGUAUGGCCCCUGAAUAUAGUGCCACUGAUCUUUUCUAUCAUGUCAAGAGGUAGCGUACAGCAGGGAGACCUGGAUGGGGCCAGGAGGCUGGGCCGCCUGGCAAGGCUGCUCAGCAUCGUCUGCAUUGUGCUGGGAAUCCUCAUCAUCGUCAUCUAUGUGUCUGUCAACUUCACAGUCUGGAAGGAUUAGCCCGAGAAUUUCUGGAAAGAGGCAGGUACUGUGUAGGUGCCACCUUGUCUGGACUCCCCAGUGAACUGAGUGCCCCUGCACCAUCCAUCUUGGGGAGGGCAUGCAGUUACUCCCCAAGUCCUCGCGUGGUGAUGCUACACCCCAAAAACUUCUCACUCAAUCACAGACUGAUGAAAGGGCUUGGAUUUCAAGGAGAAACAACAACAAUAAUUUGCAAUGGCGAUUUCAGCCUGGACCCACCGGAAAGGACAGAAGGAGACAAAAAAGUGGGGGGGAGGAAAUUUAUUCUCAAAACUGAAAAAAAAAAGUGAGAUAUCUCAUGGAAAUUUCUGGACUUUUUUUUUUUGCUCAAAUCAUUGGGUUUUUGUUUGUUUGCCUUUUAAUCAGCCAAUAAUGUAACUCAACCUAUAAGCUGAAACUGCCAGACAGAGAAGAAAUAUGCUUUCAAAGUCAGGAAGGUCAGAGAAAAGAAGGCUUGGUGAAGUAACAUGAGGCUUUUCUGGAUGUGGACAUGGACCUGAAUUUGGACAUGAGAAGAAGAGGAGACAGGGAGAAGGACUUUGUUUUUUGUAUUUUUGAUGAAAAAAAAAAAGACCAUUUGCAUGCAUUA